Aphidius gifuensis is the source of this 1396-nucleotide messenger RNA. RefSeq names its product outer dynein arm-docking complex subunit 4. Gene Ontology annotation, molecular function: protein binding. Lineage: Eukaryota; Metazoa; Arthropoda; Insecta; Hymenoptera; Braconidae. The transcript has 5 exons. Bases 490 to 1338 code for a protein of 282 amino acids. The record is from RefSeq and is a predicted model, not a curated record.
UAGAACAAUUAUAUAUUUCUCGUGUUACGAGUGUUACUAAUUCCAAUCGAAAUUUCGAAAAGUUUUUUUAUCAUCUAAAAUCCUUCAAGUAUCUUUUAAUUUUUUUUCAUAACAGAAAAUCAUUAAUUUCUUUUGAAAAAAAAAUUAUAACACGUUCAAUAUCUUUUUUUCUGUUAAAUUUUAAAACUUUUUUUUGACGAUCAGUCUCUUUGUCUUUCUCUCUUUUUCUUUUAUAAGUGCACGUCAAAAUAAGCUCCUUGAAAAUACUUAGUUAAUCGCUAAACAGUAUGGAUGUAUAUUCGACUAAAAUUUAUAAAAGUAAAAUAAAACUGAGCUUGCGCAAAUCCUACUCCAAUAAAUAUCCCUUCUUCAUCAAGCUUACAAACUUUUGUGGCUUUAGUUAAAGCUGCAAUGUGACUGGAAGAUUGCUAUUUCAUUAUCGUUAAAAGUGUAUAUAUUGAAAAGUUUUUAUCAUUAUCAUUGAAAAAUAUGACAGCUUGGCAAACAGAAAACCAUAAAGCCAGAGAUGUAAAAAAAACUAAACGAAAUCCUGUUCAAAUUUCAACGAAAUUGCGAGUAGAUGAAGCUACUGGCCAUUUAAAAAAUAAAAAUUACACCAAAGCAUUGUCUCUGUAUGAUCAAGCAUUGGAAUUAAGUCCAAAUGACAAAACUGCAUUACUAUCAAGAAGCAAGUGUUAUUUAUUACUCGGAGAGCCUCAAAAAGCUUUGGAAGAUGCAGAAAGUGUUCUAACUGAAAAAGUCAAAGACCCCAAUAAUCCAAAAGCUAUUUAUUACAAAGCCGAAGCACUUUAUCAUCUUGGAGAUUUUGAAUUGAGCCUUGUUUACUAUCACAGAGGAAUUAAAAUUAGACCAGAGUUUGAUCAAUUUCGAUUGGGCAUUCAAAAAGCCAAAGAAGCUAUUCAAAAUAUCCUUGGAAAUAACGGUGGUUCAAUGAAGACUGCACCACUGAUAAACAUACAGAAAAUAAAAAAUUUAGAUGAUUUAAAAACUCAUGAACAAAGUGAUCAUCAGGUUAAACCAAAGCUUGAACAAUCAGAAAAUGUUGAUGAUCAAAAAUCAGCAAUUAUAACGGACAAAAAAAAUCAGUCUUCAUUGAUGAAGCAGAAGAAUAACACGCUCAAUUUUUUGGGACAACUCAAUGUUGAUAAAAAAUAUUUACAAAAUCUUUUAAAACGAUCAGAUAUUAAAGCUGCUCAUCAAGUGUCUGCUGAUCAUAUAACAAAAUAUGCCAAGGAAGGAAUAUUAUUCUUGAAUAAUCGUCAAGAAUUUUGGCGGCAACAACGAUCAUCUACUGCAUCAUCAAGCAAUCCAAUUUAACAUCAAUAAAUUCACAUAUUUUCUUAACCAAUAAGUCAAAAUGUUCAAGUAAUUAUAA